Molecule: messenger RNA, 1060 nt
Organism: Zingiber officinale
Lineage: Eukaryota; Viridiplantae; Streptophyta; Magnoliopsida; Zingiberales; Zingiberaceae
Exons: 4
Coding region: 104-931 (275 amino acids)
Biological process (GO): mitotic sister chromatid cohesion
Cellular component (GO): cytoplasm; NatA complex
Molecular function (GO): N-acetyltransferase activity
Source: RefSeq, a predicted model, not a curated record
UAGAGGUCCACAUUGGCUCUCCUCUCUCGUUCACAAUUCCUUCAACUCAACAAACACUGUGUUACUCCUCUUCUCCUUCUUCUUGUUGCUGCAAGAAAUCAACAUGUCAACAAGCACUUCUUCCUCCUUCCUUUUCAAAACCUUCCCUCAAAGCUUCCUCCAGAGAUCUCACUUCCACUGCCACAAUCACACAAACAAGUGCAGUUUUGGAUUGACCAGGAGCAAAAUCCACUUGAGGCCUCUCCUCCUCGUCGUCUCCUCCUCCUCUGCGGCCGGAGUUGCGGUGGUUGGCCAAGGCCAGGACAGCAAGUAUUUGGCUAGAGAGGGCCAGUGGGGAGUGAGGAGGAUGGUGAAGGUGGGAGAAGAGAUGAGGAAGGUGGCUCACGUCCAAGCGGAAGCUUUCCACACUCCGGUCGCCUUGUUCGACGACCUCUUCUUCGAUUUCUUCAAAGCUGAGGUGAUCUCUGCUCUUUCUUAUCGAGUGCUGAAUUCACCGCCCGAUAGGUAUGCUUGUUUGGUUGCGGAAGCUGUUGACGAACAUAGUUCCAGUUGGGAGCCGCAGAAGGAGAUUGUUGGGGUUGUUGAUGUCACCGUACAGCGAGAUUAUGAUGUUCUUAGUCAUAUUCAAGGCGAAGGGGAGUAUCUCUACGUUUCAGGAAUCGCAGUUCUAACAAAGUUUAGGAGGCAAAAGGUAGCGACUGCGCUGCUCAAGGCUUGUGACAUGCUAUCAGUUUUGUGGGGCUUCAGCUACUUGGCACUGCGAGCUCAUGAAGACGACUUCGGAGCACAAAAGUUGUACACGAACGCAGGCUACCAAGUGGUUUCCAGAGACCCUAUCUGGAUUACUUUGAUCGGGAGAAGGCGACGCGUUCUCAUGGUUAAGCGAUCUCCUUUUUCUGAAACUUCACAUGAACAAGUUGAAAUUUUGUAGCAUAUAUCCUUUGCGCUUUUCUUUUGGUUACCGAUUGGAUUAUCAGAAAAGAAGGUGACCAUUUUGUUACUGUAUUAUUAUGAAUGUAAACUACAAAUUCAUUCGGAAAGAGAGAACAAUUGUGGCAAA